AAUGGAUGAUAGUUCUUGUUUGGCAACCAGAGACCAUUUACAACUCUCAGCUAAAGUUGAUGGAUCGGUGCCAUUUUCUUUUGGACAAGGUUUGGUGAAUGUUGGAUCCCUGCGCCGAUCGCGGGGUAUGACGAAUGAGAUUUGAGAUUUUUGUAACAUUCUAACAGCACGUAAUAGUUGGUUCAGGAAUAAGUUCAGCUCGAAAGUCUGGAGAAGCGCUUUACAACUCAUCUUCAGAUACUUCAUCAACCAAAGAACUGCCAUCAAAACACUACAAAAUGCGCGCAUACUGGUACGACAACGAAUCCGUAAGAAAAUCCCGAAUCAACCCCUCCUUGAGCUCCAACUAACCCACCAACAGGGCGACCAACGCGAACCCCACGACUCCGGUCGCGCCGUCGAUGCCUCCUACCUUUCCAAACUCGGUGUUCUCUACUAUAACUUCGCAGAUGAGGCGGAUGUCGACAAGCUAGCCAAUCAACGAAGCUACAAGAACCGUGAUGUCAUUACCGUCUCUCCCGAGAAGAUGGGCGAUAUCUACGAGGAGAAGGUCAAGAGUUUCUUCCACGAGCACUUGCAUGAGGAUGAGGAGAUCCGAUACAUCAGAGAUGGAGCGGGAUUCUUCGAUGUAAGAAGCGAGGGUGAUGAAUGGGUUCGCAUAUUUUUGGUGAAGGAUGAUUUGAUUGUAAGACUUGCGCAAUAUGGGAUCUGGAUGGGUAGCUGACUAUGGGAUAGAUUCUUCCCGCCGGUAUCUACCACCGCUUCACAACUGAUAGCAACAAUGUAAGUUGUGGGGACUCGCAGAUAGUGUCUGGAAACUAAUGCUGUGCAGUAUAUUCAAGCUAUGAGGUUGUUCAAGGAGGAGCCCAAGUGGACACCACUCAACCGCGGCCCUGAAAUUGAUGUCAAUCCAUAUCGGAAGGAGUACUUGCAGACUCGAACUGCAGUCACGAGCCAAUAGAUUUUCAUGGUAAUUCUGGG
Hymenoscyphus albidus is the source of this 981-nucleotide messenger RNA. The record is from the annotation of a GenBank genome assembly. NCBI's taxonomy places the organism in Eukaryota, Fungi, Ascomycota, Leotiomycetes, Helotiales, Helotiaceae.